This is a messenger RNA of Lactuca saligna, 1215 nucleotides long. The record is from the annotation of a GenBank genome assembly. Lineage: Eukaryota; Viridiplantae; Streptophyta; Magnoliopsida; Asterales; Asteraceae.
AUGCUAUCAUGUGAAUCAAAGAGAUGGAUUAGAAGGACAUACUUGCAAAAAGGUCGUUUUCAACCUCAAAACUACAAGUUUCCACAAAGUACUUUUGGAGGUAAACAACGAAGACUCAAUAUAUCUUGGUUUGAUGACAACAAAUAUUGGUUAGAAUAUAGUAUAAAAGAGAACGCCGCCUUUUUCUUAUGUUGUUAUCUAUUCAAAUCCGAUGUACCAAACCAAGGUGGAUCAGAUCAUUUUGUGAAAUCUGGAUUCAAAGCUUGGAAUAGGAAAUCGGGACUAGAUGAUCAUAAAGCUGGAACUCCACAUAAUAUUGAUGUCCAAAGGUGUCAAAAUUUAAUGAACCAAAGGCAAUCCAUAACAUCUGCUUUUGAGAAACAAAUCAUUUUACAAGAAAAAGAAUAUCGUACCCAUUUGAAUGCUUCAAUUGAUUGUGUUAGAAUCCUAUUGCGUCAAGGAUUAGCAUUUCGUGGUCAUGACGAGAAGGACGAUUCAGAUAAUAAAGAUGCAGUUAUGAAUGUUAUUAUGGAAGAUCUUGGAAAAGAAUGUUUGACAAUUCUAGUAGACGAGUCACAUGAUGUUUCUUGUAAAGAACAAUUGGCAUUAGUAUUGAGGUUUGUAAAUAAAAACAGGGAAGUUGUAGAAAGGUUUGUUGUCCUUAGACAUGUUAGUGACACUUCAGCUUUAACACUAAAGGCUACCAUUUAUGAUAUGCUCUCAAAGUGGAAUUUGAGUCAUACUAGCACUAGAGGGCAAGGCUAUGAUGGUGCUAGUAACAUGAGUGGUGCAUUUAAUGGAUUGAAGACUUUGAUUAUGAAUGAAACAAAAUGUGCAUACAUUAUUCCUUGUUUUUCUCACCAAUUACAGUUAGCCCUAGUGUUUGUUGCAAAAAAUCACAUGAAGAAAGAACAAGCAGAUAAAGUUAUGGAAGCAUUGGUUGAAGGUGAACUUGAGAGUGGUAUCGGUUUGAAUCAAGAAGUAGGUAUCAAACGACCAUAUGUACUUGAAGACCUUGGUAAAGAUAAUAGUGAUCGUGAUCGUAAAGCUGAAGCACUUCGCAUCUUAAGGUUAUUAAAGUCCUUUGAUUUUGUGUUUUGUCUACACUUGAUGGUUGAUAUCUUGAGAGUCACAGAUCAUUUGAAUACAACAUUACAAAGAAAAGAUCAUGAUAUCGUAAAUACCAUGAAUCAAAAUUGUGGAUAUGGAAGAUGA